AUGAUGAACACUGCCUGGUUUUCUCCAGUCAAAACCGUUAGAAGUGAAGGCAAACUGUUUGAUCUUGACUCCACCAGGCCAGUGGACCUUGUUCCUCACAGUGGUUUUGCUUUAGCUGGGUUGAGUUUAGACCCUGACCGGCCCUCCCUAAGGGUCCUGCUCUCUGACACAGCUAGCCUGGAAUGCUGCUACGAAGGUGGACCUCAGAAUUUCACCUGGGUCAAACUGAAUUCCACAUUUUCAUCUCCUCAGCAUGUGACCAUAUCGGAACCACACCAUGUGGUGAAAUAUAUUGAUACUGGUAGUAAACACUGUUGCACUCUGACCUUCAAGGAAGUCCAUCUGAAUGACACUGGGCUGUACCAGUGUUUGCUGAAACCCAGUGCUGUCUUCACACACGGCACCUACCUGCAGGUUUACAAAAUCAUGGAGAAGAUGGUAAACCUCAGCGAGAGUACCAAAAACACAAUCCUGACAGUUGAAGGAAUCCUUCUGCUACUGUGUGUGAUAGUACCUUCUGCUGCUCUUCUGUUCAAGUCUCAGGGCCUAAAAGAGCUAGAGAUGAAGAAAAUGAAGACCGAGGAGGAGAACAUAUAUCAGGGCCUAAAUCUGGAUGACUGUUGUACAACGUAUGAUCAGAUUGAGCGCUCCCAGGGUCUGGGUCAGUACCAGGAUGUGGUCAGUGGUAUGGAAGAAAGGGAAGAAAUUCAGCUGGAGAAGCCAUGAAG
Messenger RNA from Nematolebias whitei (Rio pearlfish), 728 nucleotides. It is a transcript of the gene cd79a, whose product is annotated as CD79a molecule, immunoglobulin-associated alpha. The transcript is spliced from 5 exons. The record is from RefSeq and is a predicted model, not a curated record. Lineage: Eukaryota; Metazoa; Chordata; Actinopteri; Cyprinodontiformes; Rivulidae. Gene Ontology annotation, cellular component: B cell receptor complex; external side of plasma membrane. Gene Ontology annotation, biological process: B cell differentiation; B cell receptor signaling pathway. The coding region runs from base 1 to 726 and encodes 241 amino acids.